Messenger RNA from Paramecium tetraurelia, 1734 nucleotides. RefSeq lists its product as uncharacterized. Gene Ontology annotation, molecular function: tubulin binding. The record is from RefSeq and is a predicted model, not a curated record. NCBI's taxonomy places the organism in Eukaryota, Ciliophora, Oligohymenophorea, Peniculida, Parameciidae. Gene Ontology annotation, cellular component: centrosome; centriole; nucleus. The transcript is spliced from 3 exons. Gene Ontology annotation, biological process: centriole elongation; cilium assembly.
AUGAAUUUGGAAGAAUACUUAUCUACAAGAAUGCAGGAGAUGUCCAAGUUUUAUAAUCAGCUCAAUAUUCCUAAAUAUGAUGAUAUCAAGUACAAUGUAUAAGUUAAGGAAUAACAAAUUGAGAAUAGAAGUUAAAAGCAUUUUGAAUACAAACAGGAAACUUCAUAGAAUUCAUUCAUUAAUGAAUUUAUUGAAGAACCUUAACAUUAGUAAAAUAAAUACCAGGACAUCUUUGAUGAAAUCCCAAUAAAAGGAGCAUAAAAACCAUUUGAAUAAUUAUUAUAAGAUCAAGGUAUUGUUUAAUAGGAGAAGAAGAAUAAGAAGGAAUUUUUAAAGAAGGGGACUCGAUAAUUUUUAUCCAAUGCAUAGACAAGAUCGGAACUAUCAAAGAGAGAACAUGAGGAGAUCUUAAAGAUGAAUAAUGAAAAUGCAGUUGAAUAAUAACAGCAAAAAAAGCUACCUGUUCAUUUUUUAUAGAAGGGUAAAGGUAAAUAAUGUACACAAAAAGCAAAUGAUUCUAUCUUGGACCAUACUAAAAAUGAUGAAAGUAUCAUUUAACAACAUGAUGAUAAAAAUGAUUUAAAAAAAGAGAAAUAUCUAUUAGAGUAGCAACAAAAGGAAUUGCAAAGGAUGAAAUUUCAAUAAUAAAAAUAAUUGGAAUAAGAGAAAUUGGAAUUUGAGAAAUGGAAGGAAGAAGAAAAGAAAAAAAUUGAGAGAAUUACCAAAAAACAUUAUACUAUUCAAUAAUAAAGGUAACAGUAAUUAACAACAAAAUAAUUGGAAGAAUUAGAUUUCUUAAGAAAAAGAGUGGCUUAAUAAAAUGAGGAGAUUAAGGAAUUGAAAUUUUAGUUGGAGAAAUCAUAGCAAUAAUUAUAAUAAAUAAACAAUUCUCAAAACAUAAGCACUCAUAAUAUUAAUAAGCUGAUUGCUUAAUCAUCUCCUCCUUAAAGUAAUUAUUCUACUAAAGCAUCCAAUUUUUCAGAAAAUAAAACAACUUCAUAUGCCAUGAUGCAUAAUAAACAAGGUUGUAUUAAUGAGGAAGAAGAAUAUGAAUCUUAGAAUGCGGAUGAUUAAAAUAGUUAUCAAAAUGGAGAUAGUUAUGAGUAAGAGAAAAUCAAGAUUGAUUUGAUUUAAUUAAAAAACCAACCCUCUAUUUCUAUAGAUAUGAUUAAUGAUUUGAUAGAUGAAUCAGAAUUUGAAUUUCAAAAUAAUAAAUAUUAUGGGUAAUAUUUAGAAUAUUUGAAACAUGAUGAUAAAGUAAUUUAGUAAAAUCAGUCUGCCGAUGGUAAAAUUUCAAGAACAUACUAAAGUGGUAAAAAGGAAGUGGUCUUUAAUAAUGGCGUCAAAAGAGAAGUAUUUUCAAAUGGGUUUACUAUUGUUCAUUUUACAAAUAAUGAUAAAAAGUAAACUCUGCCUGAUGGUACUAUUGUCUAUUAUUUUGGGCAAGCUAAAACUACAUAAAUAACAAUUUAAAAUGGACCUUAAAUAUAUCGAUUUUAAAAUAACUAAAUAGAAAUCCAUUUCUAAAAUGGUGAGAAGUAGAUAAGAUUUUCUGAUGGGACAAAAAAGUAUAUAUUUGCAAAUGGAGGGGAAGAGACUUUGUUUAGUGAUGGGAUAUACUAAAAAAUAGAUGUUAAUAAAGUAAAAUAUAUUGAAUAUCCUGAUGGGAAGGUUGAAAUCACUUACCCAGAUGGCAGAAUAGAAAACUAGACUCCCAAAAAAAAAAGUAAUUGA